Marasmius oreades (fairy-ring Marasmius) is the source of this 1606-nucleotide messenger RNA. RefSeq lists its product as uncharacterized. The transcript is spliced from 4 exons. NCBI's taxonomy places the organism in Eukaryota, Fungi, Basidiomycota, Agaricomycetes, Agaricales, Marasmiaceae. Bases 121 to 1530 code for a protein of 469 amino acids. The record is from RefSeq and is a predicted model, not a curated record.
GUUCCCGACCGUUAUGUUGGUUAACGGCUCCAUUUCCCCCUACAGCUACGUGUCGAUUAAAAGGCGGUGUUCCAGGCCAGUUGAUUGCCAGCGCACACCGUCCGUUUCCCGUUUCCCGUCAUGACCCGACUUAGUUCUGAUAUUAUCCUAGAGUUGCUACCAUGGGUUGAUGAACACAAGUCUCUCCGGUUAAUCAGUAAAACUUUCAACGACACGAUGGAAUCGACAUUUUGGGCUAAUCGAUUUGUCGUGUUAAUGGCAACGGAGAUCAAGGACUUGGAACAAUUACUUCUGAAACUUGAAGAUAUGAGAGAUAACCCUUCGUCCUCCCAGAAGAUCCAAAAGUUGAGAUUUGAGAUGUCAAUAAUCGAUCGGGUUGGGAUGGAAGAGGUGUGUCAGAAAGUGGAAAACGUACUUCCUGAGGCUCUCUCCAAGCUGAAAGGUCUUCUGUGGGCGAGUUGGACCGAUCUUGGCUGGGCUACUGAGACGAUAAUCCAGUCAUUGGCCUCUCUUCCUUUAUUGACAGAACUCACCAUAGAUCAGAACAAUUGGCGUGAGGAACCUGCUCUCAACCUCCCCCUCCAUCAUUUUCGUCAUGGAACGCUGCAAAGGCUCUCGAUUUGUACCAGUUAUCAAGACAGGGACGAAUAUCUCUCGUCAUUAUCCAUCGUUCUCGCACACAAUCCUUCUCUACGUCACUUGGGCCUCACAGAUUCUUGGCAAUUCCCGUCUACAAUACCUCUUACUUUCAACGAGCUCUUCCAACGUCAAUCGAUCCUUCGACCGCUACGGUUGGAGUCUCUACAGCUCAUCAGAUGGCAUGUCCAGCUGACCCCUGAAGUUAUUCCUCACCUUCGAUCGUUACGCUCCCUCGAAAUUCCUGGCCAUGGCGAGUCUUACCUCACGGUCUGGAAAACCUUACAAACCGAGAAGAUACAUCUUCGUCGUAUCUCUGUGUCCCUCCCUCAUGCGCCUCUCCUCGAUUACCUUGACACGUUUACAGCACUCGAGGCGUUAAUCGUCUCAGAUGCUGGGUGGCUCACGCAGAAAGAAGCUGAUCGACUCGCGCGACGGUUUUAUCAGGUCGUUCUUCCCAAACACAAAGCUUCGCUCAAAGAACUUUCCAUCCUAUCUGGUGGCCCUUAUAUAUGGAACGCGGGCGAAUGGAAUUUGGAGGUUUUCAAUGGAUAUAGAGAGUUAAGGACCCUUCAUGUCGAGAUUUGUGAGGACGAUAUACACGCUACUUCUGAUCCUGAAAAGCAUGUCGUAGCCGCCCUUGUUAAACGGCUAGUAGCGUUACCCAAGCUCCAGAUACUUACACUCCAACCAGCGUUUAACGGUCGUGAGGGUGGCGGGAUGAGUUUUAUUGCGGAUGGGAUCGGUCAGUUGACGCAGAUUUUAGAGUCUAUGAAGUUGAAGGUGGGAGAGGUAGUUUCACUGAUUCAAGUCAUUGUCAGCGGAAGUCGUGUAAUUUACGUCGCAGAGAUAGUCGAGGGUGAAGUCAUCUUCAAAUGUGUACAGUUGAACUAGGUCUUUGUAUUACAUCACAUAGCUUUCACCUGUUUUUUCGAUAUAAUGUACAUGGAUGUAGUAUUCUGAGUCAACC